Messenger RNA from Meleagris gallopavo (turkey), 10266 nucleotides. It is a transcript of the gene ARHGAP31, whose product is annotated as Rho GTPase activating protein 31. Gene Ontology annotation, molecular function: GTPase activator activity. The record is from RefSeq and is a predicted model, not a curated record. Lineage: Eukaryota; Metazoa; Chordata; Aves; Galliformes; Phasianidae. Gene Ontology annotation, cellular component: lamellipodium. Gene Ontology annotation, biological process: small GTPase-mediated signal transduction.
GAGGGAGAGCGGGCGAGGGAGUCAGGACAGGAAGCUGGUUUCUCAUUCCUCCCGCUGUCCGACGGCAGGAGGAGGGGAAGGGGGGGAGCCAGCGAGGAGCCUCGCACAGGCUCUUCCCCAGUCCCUUUCCAUUAGUCCGCUGGAGGACCUACUCUCCUCCAAAAGCUGGGAGAAGGAAGACCAGAGCGGGACGCUUGCGGCUGGCGGCAGCGACAGCCUGGCUGACGAAACCCAGAAGGGUGACUGCAGAGCGUCCCAGGGCUGCUCUGAGGGACAGAAGUUCCCACUGCCACCACUGCCUGCCCUCAUCUCACCAGCUCGGAUGCGGGCACCCGUCCACCAGCCGCUUCCCCUCGAUGCGAAGCCUUCCGGGAGUGAGCUAUGAUCGCUGCUGGGCAGCCUCCUUGCACCCUGACCUUCUCCUGCCACCGGAGCAGCCCAACAUCUGGUGGGGAUUAAUGUUGAUUUCUCUGUCCGGACACCGUGUGGGACCCCCGAUGCUACCUCCCAGGAGCGGGACGCGGGCGGUGGUCUGAGAAGAGCCAGUUUUUGUCGCCCCGCACCAGGCCGGGGGGUGGGGGGGAAGGCAGGAGGGGGGUGAACCUCUUUUGGGACUAACCUCAUGAAGAACAAGGGAGCCAAGCAGAAACUCAAGAGGAAGGGAGCCGCGAGCGCAUUCGGCUGUGACCUGACGGAGCAUCUGGAGAGCUCUGGGCAGGAUGUCCCCUAUGUGCUGAAGAGCUGUGCGGAGUUUAUUGAGACUCAUGGCAUCGUGGAUGGGAUCUAUCGCCUCUCAGGAGUGACAUCCAACAUUCAAAAGCUGAGACAAGAGUUUGUUUCUGACCAAUGCCCAGACCUGACACGGGAAGUUUACCUCCAGGACAUCCACUGUGUGGGGUCACUCUGCAAGCUGUACUUCAGGGAGCUGCCCAACCCUCUGCUCACUUAUGAGCUCUACAAGAAAUUCACGGAAGCAGUAUCACGCUUUCCCGAGGAUGAGCAGUUGGCACGGAUACAAAAUGUCAUCCAGGAGCUACCACCAUCACAUUACAGAACACUGGAAUACCUGAUCAAGCACCUGACUCACCUGGCCUCCUUCAGCAGCAUGACCAACAUGCACACCAGAAACCUGGCCUUGGUGUGGGCUCCCAAUCUCCUCAGGUCAAAGGAGAUAGAGGCUGUUGGCUGCAAUGGAGAUGCAGCUUUCCUGGAAGUGCGAGUCCAGCAGUUGGUGAUUGAGUUCAUUCUGAACCACGUGGAUCAAAUCUUCAGCAACAGCAGAAAAGCCAGCUCUGCUGAGAGCAUUGAGAAUGCACCAGUUGUGAAAAAUCUGACUCACCCGUCCACCUCCCUGCCAAUGAAGCUGGUGAGCCUGGAAGAAGCACAGGCUCGGAGUUUGUCAGCCUCCCACCCUGCCCGGAAGGAGAGGAGAGAAAACAGCUUGCCUGAGAUUGUCCCUGUAACGGGGUCCUUUUUCCACACAGUUGUUGACCUCCCUGACAGCAAGAGAAAAUUAUCUACCAAGUCCAAGAAAUGGAAGUCGAUAUUUAACUUGGGCCGUUCUGGCUCAGAAUCAAAAUCUAAGCUGAGUCGAAAUGGGAGUGUCUUUGUAAGGGCACAGAAGUUAUCUGAAAAAGCAACUAUUCGUCCCGCGAAGAGCAUGGACUCACUUUGUUCCCUGCCUGUGGAAGGGGAGGAUGACAAGAGCAGAUUCAAACGGACAGUGACUACUGGAGGGUUUUUUGUCCCGGUGAUGAAAAUUCGGACAGGAGGCACAGGCAGCUCAUAUGACCUCAGCAAGGAGAACGAGUGGGAGCGGGAAGGAUCUGCCAUGGGAGCCAAAGGAAACUCAGAGCUGAGUGGGGUAAAAACUCCCUGCCGGACAUCGCAGGCCAAGUGCCCCCCCGAGCAGCUGAAAGUCUUCCGGGCAGCAGAAGAUGCUGAAAACGAGCAGACGUCCCCCAAAGGUGGCCGCAUGUUCUACACCUCUGAAACAGCUGCCAAAUCAGGCUUUCCCACUAGUCUCUUUCCCUUGGAGGCCUCCCCUCGGCACCAGAGGAAAGCGCUGAACAUCUCAGAGCCCUUCGCUGUCUCUGUCCCACUUCGGGUGUCUGCAGUUAUCAGCACCAACAGCACCCCAUGCCGUCUACCCACCCGGGACAAGCCUUCCCUCUCCAGCCUCGAGGAGCUGUCUUCCCUGGUGCCCGAGAGCCCCAGCCCCUCUACACUGGAAGGUGGAGUCCACAUGAAGAUGGAGCAGGCCGCAGAGAGGAAGGAGAAGUCACCUGGGCCUCUUCUGCCAAUGGCAGCAUCCAGAGGUUCUCUCUCUGAGGAACUAGCAGUCGCCAGAAAACCGGAGACCUUAGAAAUUGCACAGCCAGCAGCAGAAAAUCAGGAGACGUUACAUGGGCAGAGCAACAGCACAAGCAGCCUCCAGCAAUCCUCAGAGCAUUGUCCUACUGUGGAGCAAGCGCCAGCCUCAGACACUCAUACAGGGCCACUCCCUGCAGUUAAGACAGAGCAAGAGAGGCUCGAGAUGAAGACCAACUCUCCAGAAGUCAGUUGCAGCCAGCAGGAGAUCCAGAAGGCUAAGCCAGAGGAAGGGUCCUGCGUAAAGGAUGCGACUGAGGAGGAUCCUGCAAAUGCCCUUGUAGAACCACUGUGGCCAGAGAUACAACAUGAAUUGAAAAUAAUAGAACCUGAAGAAGAACUCUUGCUCUUUCCAGCAGCUGCCCCCAAGACAGUUCCAGUUUCUGAAUCCUCUUCUUCAGUACAAUCAAAUAGUUUUUCCUCUGGUCCAGAGCAAUGUUCUACCCUGUCUGAGCAGAAAUCUGCAGGCAGAACCCCACAGACCACAACUCAGGUGCCUUUAUUUGGUGCCACCAACACAGAACGACCAGACAGCCACCAAAACUGCCAGUCUGAGGUGGCUGCACAGCAGAGCUGUGCUUCAGUCCUACCCAAACUGGGAACUCCCUUGACUGGCAUUGCUGCUCCAAAGAAUCACCACCCAGUGGUGGAAGACAGUAUGAGUGAAUGUGUCUCUCCUCCCUUGGAAUGGAAUUUUCGUAGUCAACCAGAAGCUAAUGAGCUUCCUCCAGGAGAUGAAUUUUCUCUUUCCAAAGGAGCACAUUCAGAAUCAGAGAAAGGAAAAGACAACACUUGCCAGCUGCAGAAGGAAAGUGAUGAUCAUACCAGAGUCCAGACUCAAAGUGGGAUGCCUGAGAUAGCGACUGCUGAUGGAAGGGACACAUACUCCUCCAAGGCACUGAAUGGAGCUGGAAUCCAGGAGCUGAAGGAGGGCAGUGCUGUCAGCAGAACUCAUGAUGCUGGUGACCAGGAUGACGAGGAUAACUGGGCAGAUAAUGUGCAGAGCUUAGAGCUCGUGGAACCGUGGGAGGAUCACCAAUGGGUCACAAGCCCACUCCAUUCUCCAACCUUUAAGGACACUCAGGAGAAGACAAUACCAGAGUUUCAGCCACAAGAUCAGAGAUCAGAGGCAGGCCUUUCUCUUAGACCACGAUUCAGUCGCAGCCUCUCUCUGGAUAGUAAAGAUACAGUGAUGAGUUUGUGGACUAUCCCAUUCUCUUUCAUAGAUGCCCCUGAACAGCAGCAGCCUUGCAGUGACAUUUUGCCACUGGCUCAUGAACUGCCCAAAAAGUCCAGCUCUCCAACUAGCAUGGGCAAAGCUAAGCAAGAUGAGAGUAGUAUGUGUUUUCCGGAAGAACCUCUGAAAACUAAUGAGCUGAGGUAUCCCAUCAGCAGGGAGGAAACACAAGCUAAGCAAGAAGAACCCUCCAGAAUCCCUCUUCCAGAGCCAGAGAGAAAAAAAAUGGAUGUAAGCAAGGAAAACCCUUGGAGGUCAAAGUUUGAGCCAUCUUUACCGUACCAAAAUGCCCCAGACAGUUCUUUACAAGCAAAGAUCACAAAGGAGGAGUCAUCCAUGUCUCGGGACAUUGCCCUGGCAGAAGACAGUGUUACCAAAGUGUGCUCUGCCACUGAAUCACUUCAGAGUAAUAAAGAUGAAGAAACACCUCGUAAAGUGAAAACUAGGCCGUCAUCCCUUAACUUGGAUUCACUCCUUCCAGCUCCAGAUUUCUUAACAUUUGAGAGCCUGGCCAUGCCUUCUGCCACUGGGAACUUCCUGUAUGGGCAGAAGGAAGUGAAAAGCAGUGAUUCAGUCCCAUCUCUGUCAACUACCUGCCCUGCUGGCAGUAAAGGCGUUUCCUGGCGCUCUCCUUUCAGUGCCCAUGUAGAUCUAGAUUUAGAUUACCUGGCAGUGGCCCACGCCACCACUGGCCGUCGUAACUCUGCCCCUGUCAGUGUGUCAGCGGUCAGGACCUCCUUCAUGAUUAAGAUGUGCCAGGCAAGAGCUGUGCCUGUGAUACCACCCAAGAUUCAGUACACCCAGAUUCCCCAGCCCCUGCAGGCUCAAAAUUCUGCUCCACAAGUGGAGAAGAAAGAAACAGAAGCCAAACAGGUUGGCAGGCAGACUCAACGAGUGGCAUGGGGCCAUCUGGAGCCCCCCAAGAGCCCACUGACAGAGAAGAAAGCCAAAGCGGAAAAAGAAAACAGUGACCCAGCUCAAAAAGACUCAGUGUGCCCCUGGCACAGCAGCCUUGGCUCUCCACUGGAGUCGUCUCAGUCCAGCCAUAACCCUAGCUUGGAUGCCCCUGUUCUGCGCCGAAAGCGUACUUCUGAGGGGGAGACAGGUGGAGAUAACCCCCAGUCUUCAAAGAUGGAGAGGCCGUCAGGGUUCUCCAAGCCUUCCUAUAGAUCUAGGCCUGGGAGGCCCCAGAGUUUGAUUCUCUUCAGUCCCCCUUUCCCCAUUAUGGACCACCCCUCCUCUUCAGCAGACUCCAGGGUGUUGUUAUCACCCAUAAGAAGCCCUACUCAGACCUCCUCUUCGAGUUCCAUUUGUGGUGAUCUGUCUGAAACUUCGCGGACCACACCUGAGGGAGUGAUGCUGCGGAACAAAAUGACCAUCCCCAAGAAUGGCCAGAGACUGGAGACUUCUACCAGCUGCUUUUACCAGCCACAGAGGCGCUCUGUGAUUCUGGAUGGACGAAGUGGGAGGCAGAUUGAAUAGUAAAUGCUUCCCUAGCUCCUUUUCCAUGGUGGAUGGGAUGGGAGUGUCCACACCAAGACCAACUCUGUUUCCAUUUUGCUGUUGUUAUUAUAUAUUGUUGUGCAAGAAGAACCCAAUCUUUACCAUUUCCUGCAAAGUAUCUUGCUAUGGAGGGUCAGUCUUUUUGUCUUGCUUUUCCUUUACUUACUUACCCCUUUCUAGUUCCUCACCGUCUACUUUUUUUUGUAAGCAAUUCCGAAGGUAUAUUCUUGUUGUCUAACAAGCCCUGUGGAAGCCUUAUCCUCUCUACAGAAAACAAAGGAAAAAUAAAUCUUGGAAUAACUACAGAAUGGGGCUGGGGAGGGACGCUGUUCGAAAGCACUGCAGCUCCGGAUGUAGAUAAGGUGAGGAGGUAAGUUCAAAUGUUUGGAACCUCUUUCUGUCUUUUCCUCACAGCCAGUGAAUGGCCAUGUCUAUCUAUCUCUGCUGUAUUCUUUGGACAGUAUAAGUCAAUAUUGUAGGAAGCAGAAUAGCUGAAGCAGAAGGUGAAGCUGGCAUGAGCAAGACACAAAAGGUGUAAGACAGCCAGGGAUGUUCCAGUAGCAAAUAUGCAACCCAAAGGCGCUGCCUCCAAUGCUUCUGUUGCCUCAAAAAUGUGCUCUUUCUAGCAUGUGCAAGGCGUGAAAUGAAAGCUGAUCAGGAAACGCCUAGUUGUUCUUUGAAUUUUCCAAGUCAUGGUUAUGAGAUUUGUUGUACUCAGCCACGCCUUCCUGUGAUAGGCUGAGGAGUGAGUGUCCAGCAAUUGAGCCUUCUCAGACUGGUAUCAAUGGAAAUGAAAAUAUGGUCAUAAUGAAGGCCAGUAUCAAUUAUUUUUGUCACUGCUUAGAGCCAGAUGACAGCUCGGCAAAUAUAUCCAGCUAUGCUCCACACAGCAGAGGAAAGCAAGAGGAUCCUCUGAACUGCAUGUCCUUGGGCUAUUGCCCUCUUGUGUCCUGACUGACAUAAUCCUUGACCCUUGGUCUUUCAUUGCCACUGUGUGGCAUGUCCCCAGGUUCUUCUUCCUCAUUCAGACUCCUUGUCCUUACCAUUUUACACUGUUUCUACGAGAGCAUGGCUGGUUUUCACCUCCCUGCUCCUGAGUGCUUUCAAAUUGAUUGAGGGUAUGGUAAAGAGGAUGAUUUGUGGGACUGCAGAACAGAUCACGAACAAUAUUCUGAGACGUGGAUUUGAAGUGAAUUAAGCUCUCUCCUAAAGGGCUGUUAUCAUUACAGGCAAAUACAUGUUCAUAUAAGCAAUAGCUGCCAUGGGAAUAGAACUAAAGCUUCCUUUAUAAAGCCUCUAACUCUAAGUUUACUGAAGGCUCAUCUGUUGCCUGGUACGUGAUAAUGGGCAAUUGCAAAGCCGGGUACAGUCUGUACUGUCUCUGCAAUUUAAAUGCCACUAGUGGCUGUGGAGGAGAUGGGAACACAGGUAUUGCUGCCAGCACCAAGAUUGUCCUUGUAAUGGUACUUACAGGGACCAUCAUUCAUGGAGAUAUCUGAGUUUGUACAUCCUCCAUUGUGUAUUAUGGGCUAUUGUCUGAACGGUAUCUGAGCAUCUGGUAGGAAAUACUAUUAGCCACCACAAUGAGUAUCAGUCAGAAUUUCCCAGUGGAUGUAUAUUUAGAGCUUUUUCCUUAAAAUACUGGCAUUAUUUAAAAAUUGUUAGCAAACUCAGCCCAUGAGAUCUUGGUCUGUCCUGAAUGUGUCACUUAAUUAGUGUCAUUGUGGCUGAAGGGCCCGAAAUUUGUAUCGUGCUUUGCACACUUUGAUUGCUAAAGGAGAGAGAUGCCAAGGUGCUUUUGAGAAACUCUGGCAUACAGAUGCAGGGAAUAUAUCUUCAGCAGGAUUUUAUCUUGCCAGAUACAAAGGGAGCAUGAAAAAACAAGAGGGCUUUUCCCUGUCACAAGUUGCUGUAUUUGAUCCUCCCCAUUGCACUCCUUACUUAUGUGUUACGCAAUAUGAAAAGAAACAGAGGAGAGAACUAAGUCUGUGCUGUCAGUUUUAUUGAGGAAGAAUAUUAAUUCAGGAAAGAACCUAGAGUUCUUUGGGUCCAUGUUGUCUCACAGAUGUCAGCCUAUGCUUUACCUGGGCAAGCUGUGGAUGGCAGAUCCAGCACAUGCAGCUUCAUAAUGAUCAUAUUAUCUUCCUCCCAGACCAUAAAAUGCCUGUGCUGCCUGCCAUUAAAACCAGGGACUGCCAAUCCUCCAUGUUUCUCAUAGUACUGCUCUGUGCUGCAUUUACAUGCACCCAAGUGCCUUUCUUGUUGCCUUAUGGGAAAACUUUUAACCACCAUGUGAAUGUUAAAUGUGAAUGACUUGGGAAGGUGUGAUACGAUGUAUUGUGGUAAGGUUUUCCAGAAAGUAAAAGUAACGGAAAUGGUGCCCAGAUUUUUUGGCAUCAACAAAAUAGUUUACUUUAGGCAGGGAUUUAUAUUCUCUUAGUCCCUAGAAGUUUUGACUGCCAAGGCAUCUGGAAUGGAGCCAGCCAAACUCAUAAAAUAAUGUGUCAAAAGAAAAAGAAAAUGUGAUGAAACCUUGGCACCUUAAAACCAUUCUUUCUUUUCCUUCUUGAUCUCAUAUAAGCUGAUCUAUGAACAAGAAGUGAGGUCUGGCAAUUUGUAUAUAGUACGCUCUUAACAGUAUUCCAGUAAGUAAUAGUAUUUUUGGCAUAAUUGGGGAAGUUUCUGCAAGAGAAAAUUACUGGAAAAUUAUAUGUAAUAUUAAAGAUCAGCCGCAAAUGAAAUCUGUAUCCAGACUGUACUUUUAAAGGUGUUUCAGAAUUUGAGCUCAGAUUCAGGUCCUGGGUUUUCAUUAAGCAUGGAUUCUGUAAUGAGAUUUUCAUUACGUAGCUAUUUACAGUUUACUUUGUUAACAACUUCAACUCCAGCCUUCAGCUGAUAUAUCGGACUUCCAAGAUCCUAGCCAGGGGGGAUGUAAUGCAGGCACAUCACAAUAGCUGUAUGGUCAUAAGUGGGCUUGUAUCCAGAGCUGAAAUAAAGCCCUUGCAGACCCUAUGGAGUUGGGAGCACUUGUUUUGUUGCACAGGUGUCACCAUCCACAGCUGUAGACUCAACUUCUGCAGAUUUUCCAACACUUGAGAGUGGGUCUCUAUUGAUACCACAUCUGCAGUCAGCUUCAAGAACCAGGGUUUGGUAGUUGAACAGUGCCAAAAACCUGAAGCUAUCGACCAAUGAGUAAUACUGACUGUGGUUGGAUCUUCCUGAGAGCCCGCUUUACUGAGCCAUUCCUGAGAUCAUCCCCAGGCUCAGACCUGAUGUCGUCUUCACAUUAGGGCCACUAGGUUGUCCUCUGCAACCCUGCAGGAUCAGAUUGAAUCUGAGACUGGAAGCUCUUCUGAAGUUCAGGGUUUUGCAGUUGUACAUAGUGGGUACCAAAUUCCUGUCCUCCAUCACGACUCUUUAAACACAAGGUUUUAAGGAAAGAUUUUAUUAUUACUUUUUAAUUGUUCCUUGGUUUUGUUUGCUUGAUUUUCUGUGAAGCAUUAAGAGGGGUAGAGCUGUGUAAUGGGAUAUGGGCCUCGCCCCAUAUUUGAAGUUUUGUGUGAGAGCUAAACUGAUUGUUCUUGGCAUUGUGGAAGGGACCUUCCUAGGAAGAUGGUCACAUCAUCUGCAGACUUGCAAGGAUUAUUUCAGAGGCCCAGGAACAUUUAGUUUCCUGUGAAGAGUUUGAAGACUCACUAAGUCUGCAGAUGGACUGGUUUGAAUCAUGGUGUGAUAUCACAAGCUUUUGUGGACUUCUACUAGUGGAAGAUGAGAAGUGGCUAAACUUUCCUUAUUCUUCCCAUGUUUUGCGCAGCUUCUGUUAAGUUCAGGAGUGUAGCUAGGUGUGAAAUGGUUGGGUGAGCAAAGUUUGGAAUUGCCUAAUGGAAAAGAGGGUCAUGGAUGGUGUUAGUCCAUGUGGGAGCUGCCUUAUUUGAGUGAAGGUAAACAGAAAUGAGUAUUUUAUCUUAUAAACCAUAUUCCUCUGGGGCUGCCCAUCCUAUGCUAUCACUUCUGAAAGACUGACGCACUUCUUUUGUCACCUUUAGAGCUUCAGAGGAGCUUAGAUCUGCAUUAGAGGACAUUUAUAAAGCCCUGCAACAUUUUCCCUCACCCAGAGUCCAAAAGGUGCAAUCAAAGUCUUUUUUCUGUAUGAAUUCUGAAAUGCCUGAAAUGGUGAAUAUUGUGUUAAAUUUAUAUAUAUAUAAGAAUAUUAUAUAUAAAUAUAUUAAAAAGGAAAUGUAAUUAAAAUGAAGGAGUUGUCUAAAAAGAAUCCUACACAUCUGUGAAACUUGGGCUGAUGCAUGAAACUAUUUUGUUUUGCAACUUUUCUAGCACUGAAAGCGUGAGACCAACUGGCUUUCUGCCCUUAGAGAAGCUAAUUAAUUCUGCCUAGUCUGCGGUGGGUAGAAGGUCUGAAUCUGCCUUCCUCAGUGGGAUCAUAUCCUGGGAGAGGAGGGUUGAAAUCAUGAGAGAAGAGAAUGCAAAGACUGCCUCAGCUUUCAAUGACAAGCUUCUACCCAGUCCUUGAAAACACACCCAAUCUACCAGAGCACAUAUUCCCUUUUGGGCAGGCCCAGGUUUUGCAGUUGUACUUUUUGCUUCUCUCCAUCUCUAAAAAAAAUAAAAUAAAAUCUCCAGGGGUGGGGGAGAAGCUGCAGCUGAUCUCAAUUCUGUUUAGCUUAUGCUUGCUCCUAAUCAUAUAAAGACUUGGUGGUAACUAGUUGUGCUCCAAGAAAGGAAUGGAAAGCUUGUCACCAAAUUCAACUGGAGAUGGAGUGGGACUUCCACAGGCUCGGAAGGAAAGGAUGGUAGGAAGCAAAUGCUUCCUAUGGGCUCCGUGCAGUAGCCCAGACCUUGGAUAUUGCUCCUGCAGGCACUGGUCUCCUUCAAAACAUUCUUUGCUUCCAGGUCAAGGGAAGAAUUGGAAAUCAGACACUGUGAAAAAGACUGUCCCCAUCUCGCUGGCUCUGGUUUUUGAUUAUUUCUCCUGCUAGCCCUGUUGGAUUGUAAUUUUGUUAAGCUUUGUUCUCUGUGUGGACUUGUCUGCCUUUGUGCCUUAUUGCUUAAAAAAAAAAGAGAAAAAAGGAAACAUCCACAAAAAAAGGUGUUUUGCCAGGUCUCAGCCAUGAGAUUAAACUGGAGUUUUUAUAAAAACA